This is a messenger RNA of Mycetomoellerius zeteki, 4175 nucleotides long. It is a transcript of the gene FANCI, whose product is annotated as Fanconi anemia complementation group I. Gene Ontology annotation, molecular function: DNA polymerase binding. Gene Ontology annotation, biological process: DNA repair. The record is from RefSeq and is a predicted model, not a curated record. The coding region runs from base 124 to 4128 and encodes 1334 amino acids. The transcript is spliced from 22 exons. Lineage: Eukaryota; Metazoa; Arthropoda; Insecta; Hymenoptera; Formicidae.
UGUUCGCGAGAGCGGGAAAAUUAUUAACAUAGUUAAACAUCGACAGAAGCAGAUAUAAGGAAAAGAAACGUCCGUUUAUGUUAUUGUCGUUUAUAAAUUGCGAUGUCAAUUUGUUAAGUUGAGAUGAGUGAGAAACUGAAUAGUUUGAUCAUCCAAAAAGAUCAAGCACAACUGCAAGAAUUCGUGCGGGAAACCUCAACUGAGGAGCUCACGAAGAUAAUAUCAAACGAAAUUUGCAAUGCAGACAUUUCCAAGAUACUGGACGAGGUCCUGCAAGUGUGUUCUGAGUCGGAGAGUUUAUAUGCCAAGAGAGUCAAAUUAGUGGAGUCCGCUCUGAAAGCUUUAGGCAAAGCCAAAGUUACAAUUAAUCAUGCAAGCGAGAUUGUGAAUCGGAUAGUGUUAGACUUUCCUAAAUAUCCAAAGCUACAUUUGAUCAAAUUGGUCGACUUCUGUCUUACUAGUAUUCGCAACAAUGACGACGAAUUUAGAAGUUGGAAAGACUUAUUACCUGUCUUGUUGGAAGUAUUGGAGGAAGAAAAGUAUAUUACUUAUAUGAAUGGCGAGGUUACUGGUUCCAAAUACAAGUCUAUCAUCAUUAAUAAUCUAUGCAAUAGUGAAUGGGACACACAGAUAAUGCCAUCGUUGGCGAGAAUGUUUAGAGAUAUAUCAUUGGAAAAGGAGGAUCAUGCUAUGGUAAUUACAGUAUUCUGCACAAAAUUGCAAGAUAUACCUCUUGAUGAAGUACCUCCUUUUGUGCAUCAGUCACUGAGAUUGUGUACUAAUCAGGAUAAUAAAUAUCUCUUGGAAGCCUUACGGAAGUAUUUCACACUACGCUUCUCGCAAACUGACAGUACUGACACUUUUGAAUCUAUAGAUGUGAUAAAUCCCAAGGAAGUUCGAGACGUUGAAAGUACAGUAUUAUAUCAUAUAUCUCAAUCGGCCGAAUUGAAUCACCAACAUAUAAGAGACUACAUCAAAUAUUUUAAAAGUAUAUCGCACAUUCCUGAAGCUGUAUUAGAACCUUUUAUGCUUUCUGUACUGCUCACAGUUGCUUCUAUUGAUGAAAAUCAGAUUUUCGAAAUGCUGCGAACGAUUAUUAAUAAACGAAACGAAAAUGAUAUUAAACAGAAACAUAGCGCAUGGUUAAGAAAAUUAAUUCCCGAUUCUUGUAGCAUAAUAAAUGUAAUGGAAAACGUCAUCGAGGCGAGUAACAGAGAUCGUCACUUAGUAUUGAAAGGACUCGUAGAUCUCGCAUUUGUUCUUAUGGCUGUAGAGAAUAAAACAAAAACGGAUGUGCAUCCUUUAUGGCAAAUCGGUACAAAGAUACUUCAAAAGAUCAUGAGAAAGCAUCACGAAACAGUUGCAACUAUAUUUCAAAUGUUGAUUGAUAAGAUAAUCGCGAGUAGAUCAUCUAUUUCUCAAUAUACUGAUUGUUUGACAUAUAUGUGCCGUAAGUUAACCAUUCUAGUGUUGGACCAUCAAGAUUCUAUAAUAAUGCUUUUCGAUCAGAUCUCAUCUAUACCCGGAGAGAUUGCCAUUUUUAUUGUUUCCGCGAUAUUUCCAUUGGUACAAGUCUCAGUCAGUAUAAGAGAACAUUUGGUCUUGACAUUGAGACAGGCUCUCUAUAGAAAGGGUACUUUUAAUCGACAAAUGGCGGUCAGUGGGAUUUUGGAAAUGUUGAGGAAUCUGAAAAUACAUUCUAUGAGUAGCCUCGCGAUGAGUUCGAGUCAGUACGCCAAUUCGUCGUUGACUGGCACAAGUUCUACAUCCAUUUUGACUCAGGUGACAUUAGAGAGAGGUACUCAAGCAAGAGGACUUACUUCAAGAUAUAAUAGAACUUUAUGUUACGAUAUUUUGGGCAUUUUAAGAAGGUGUUUUACUCACGAGUGCGAAGUUCGAUUAUACUUAUACAAUGGUUUAUAUGAAGCCGUAUUGAAAAAUAUCGAGAUAGCGGAAUACGUAUUAGAAAUGUUGUUGCCACACUUCAAAACUUUUUUUGAGACAGAUGAGAACGUCGUGGUGCCAGUUAAACUGGAAUUAUGUACAGUUAUACAAGGGGACCAAGUUGUAUUGCAGGAACCUCUGGCAGAACUGAUAUUCGUACUACAAAAGAUUUACAUCAAAUCGGCUCUAAUAAAAUCAUCUUUUGUAGAUGAAUUGGCUAUUAUCUUGGAAUCUCUCUGCAGACGGAUGCCGCGGCUCGAGACAGAACAUCUAAGUCUUGAUGACAAGCUUGAUUUAAGCAACACUAGCACCAAAGCUCAAGAAAAAUUGCAGAUUGUUCUGUUAACGAUUAAAAUUUACGAGGCUCUCAUAUCCUUUAGAAUCGGCGCCUGGUCUAUAAAUUGUACAGAUACCGCACAAAAUAUUAAAAAUCUGUUCAAAGGAUAUACGAGAUUAGUUGAAUUUACUAAGCAUAUACCAAAGGUUAAAAAGGGAGAAGGAAAAAAUAAAAGGACACAAAAUGACUUAAAUAAUACAAGUGUAAAGAAAGCUGGCCGACCAGGUAGCAUAAAAUUACCGCCCAGUAUCAUAGAUUUGUUUAUAGUGCACAAAAGUCUGUCGCUCUUCUAUUUGAAAUCUGUUCCCUGGGCAUCUGAGGACCAAGUAACUGUGUUAAUAGAUAACCAUGAUUUUUAUCAUUACAUUCUGCGAACAUUAUUGCAAAUUUUGCAAAAUAUUAAACUAUUAACGGAGUACAAUUUGCGGAAGCAUAAAGAACAGUAUAUGAAGACCUACUUCGAAAUUGGAAAAUUAUUAUACAAUCACAUUAUACUGGAUUUGAACAAAGUUCUCGAUACAGACGAACAAGGGACUAUAUUAGCAUUAGAAUGUUUCAAAGAAUUAUGUUGUUUAAUUUGCACCUACUUCUCUUCUGAAUUGUCGCAGUUUCUUAAUGUUAUUAUUCCUAAUGAAUCAACUCAAGCAGAAAAUCGUAACUCACAAUUGGAGAACAUAAUUGCUACUGUACGUACAAGUUUCAGGACGUUCUUUACUGAGAAGGAGGAACAUGAGGAGAAUUCUAAACAAAUACUUGGUAUAUUAUUAGAUAUUAUAUACCAACUGAUGCAACAGAUACAUUUUUAUGAAACAAAUGGCGAUAAAGUAUUUGAAUCGAUGAUGAAAUUCACACAAUUGGAAGAUAUGAAUCCUCAAGCUUCUUUAACUAUUUUCCAAAUUCUGUUAUUUAUAGAAGAGCGAAAUAGAGUAUUAGAUACUUUUUUCGUCGAAAUCGUUCUUACGACUGAGGUAUCGGAAAAUAACAAAUUCAAAAUUAUCCACGAAGAGACGGCGGAUAAACUUUACAAUUUAAUAAAUAAUUCGGUAAAAGAGAAAUUGGACAAUGUAUCUUGGUUGUUAGUGCGUCUUAAAGCCGAGCAAAAUAUUGUUUGUCCGCCUGGCACAGAUAUCGAAGAAUAUCAGGAAAAAGUGAGAACAAAAGAACGCAGUUUGUGCAGACAGCUGUCGCACAUUAUACAAAUACUUUAUACAAUAGCUAACGUUGCUAUUAAACCAGGAGCAUCCACAGAUAUUAUGUUCAAAAAUUUACAAAUCGUGUACAAUCUACUUAGUAAUCUUACAAAAUAUUUCUACGGAAAAUCCAGUAAACAAAAUGCAGCAUUUCAAUCAGUGAAAUUUAUUCAAGUGAUUCAAUCAGCUGGGAAACCAUUAAAAUCUGGAUUUUAUAAUUUAAUAACCUAUAUUGAGGGAAAUCAAAAUGCAAAAAAAUCGAAAGCUGAUUCACACUUGCAAAGAAACAAGAUUUUGAAAGAGACUCGAAUUAUACCCCGUGUGAUAUGUGAAAUAGAACAAUUUCAUAAGGAGGUUUUAUCGCUUGAUAAGAAGACCGGUGUUCCACUUGAGAUUUACAUAAAGCACAGCAUAACGCGCGAUUUCCGUAUAAAAAGCACACAGUUAACAGAAGCACUGGACAAACUGAAUAUAAGUAUGCUGGAUACACAGAAUUCUCGUUGCAAUAACGACGCAUCUAAUGCAGAUAUAAAUGACGUAUCUAUUGAAUCACUUACUGAAACACCAUCUUCAAAACGAUCUAGGCAAAACAAUGCAUCCUCAAAAUCGCCGGAAUUCCCGCCUUCAAAACGCUCAAGAAGAUCAUCAGAAUCUUAAACUUAAAACUAUAAGUGCCUUAUCUUAAGAUUAAUAAUAUAAUCUUU